This is a messenger RNA of Sebastes umbrosus (honeycomb rockfish), 6441 nucleotides long. It is a transcript of the gene myo3a, whose product is annotated as myosin IIIA. The transcript is spliced from 38 exons. Bases 135 to 5903 code for a protein of 1922 amino acids. Gene Ontology annotation, cellular component: myosin complex. The record is from RefSeq and is a predicted model, not a curated record. Gene Ontology annotation, molecular function: cytoskeletal motor activity; protein kinase activity; protein binding. NCBI's taxonomy places the organism in Eukaryota, Metazoa, Chordata, Actinopteri, Perciformes, Sebastidae. Gene Ontology annotation, biological process: protein phosphorylation.
UUAGCUCCUCCUCUGUGGUUUACGCUCACAGUCAGGCCAGGACGGCCCACCACUGCUUCCUUCCAUGCUAACCUUUUGCACAGAAAUGGAUUAACUAUUUUUUCAAAAAUGUUUCAAGUCUCAUUGAGAGAAUAAUGAGAACUCUCCAGAAGAUGUUUCCACAAUCAGGGAAAUCGAUUGUCUUUGACAACUUUCCAGAUCCCACUGACGCCUGGGACAUCAUCGAGACAAUCGGGAAAGGGACCUAUGGAAAGGUCUACAAGGUGCUCAACAAACUCGAUGGAAGUAAAGCGGCUGUAAAGAUACUGGAUCCCAUCCAUGAUAUUGAUGAGGAGAUCGAAGCAGAGUACAACAUCCUCAAAGCUCUGUCUGACCACACCAAUGUCGUCAAAUUCCACGGGAUGUACUACAAGAAGGAUGUGAAAUGUGGAGACCAGUUGUGGCUCGUGCUGGAGCUCUGCAAUGGUGGCUCUGUGACAGAUCUGGCUAAAGGCAUGCUGAAGAGAGGAGACCGAAUGGAUGAACCUAUUAUUGCCUACAUCUUGCAUGAGGCCCUCAUGGGCCUCCAGCACCUGCACAUCAAUAAAACCAUCCACCGUGACGUCAAAGGCAAUAACAUCCUGUUGACGACGCAUGGAGGGGUCAAACUUGUUGAUUUUGGUGUUUCGGCCCAGCUGACAAAUACCCGUCUGAGGAGGAACACCUCUGUGGGAACUCCCUUCUGGAUGGCUCCGGAGGUAAUAGCAUGUGAGCAGCAGCUGGACUCAACCUACGAUGCUCGUUGUGACGUCUGGUCGCUCGGCAUCACCGCCAUAGAGCUGGGAGAUGGAGACCCGCCCCUCUCCGAACUCCACCCAAUGAGAGCCCUUUUCAAAAUACCUAGAAAUCCUCCGCCUACUCUCCACCAGCCGGAGCUCUGGUCAGACGACUUUAAUGACUUCAUCUGCAAAUGUCUGAUUAAGGACUUUGAGCUGAGACCAAAUGUGCUAGAUCUGCUCCGGCAUGUGUUCAUCAAACAGAUUGUUGGCAGAGAGAAAAUACUGGCGAAGCAAUUGAUCGAACUCAUUGAUCUCAACCAACAAAUAGGAGUCAUUGAUAAAACAAGCCAUCAUGGAAAGACAGACAGAAGCACAGACAGUAAUGACAGGCAUGAACGCAUCCACACUAAAAAAGGAAGCCACAUGAAGACACAGAGUGACCCAGAUGAGGUGGAAGACCUCGCCACCUUAGAAGUCCUGGAUGAGAACACGGUCACAGAGCAGCUUCAGAGUCGCUAUGGACGAGAUCAGAUCUACACGUAUGUGGGAGACAUCCUCAUCGCAGUCAAUCCUUUCCAUAAGAUGGACAUAUACACUCCUGAGUACACCAAGAUGUACAUCGGAGCUAAGCGUACAGCGAACUCACCACACAUCUUCGCUGUGGCCGAUGUUGCCUACCAGUCCAUGGUGUCAUACAAUGUAGACCAGUGUAUUGUGAUCAGUGGGGAAAGUGGAGCUGGGAAAACAGAGAGCGCUCAUCUGUUGGUGCAGCAGCUGACAGUACUUGGAAAGGCCAACAAUCGGACGCUCCAAGAGAAGAUCCUGCUGGUCAACAGCCUGGUGGAAGCAUUUGGAAACGCUUGCACCGCCAUCAAUGACAACUCCAGCCGCUUUGGCAAGUACCUGGAGAUGAAAUUCACCUGCGGAGGAACUGUGGUCGGAGCGCAGAUAUCCGAAUACCUGCUGGAGAAAUCCAGAGUCAUCCACCAGGCAGUAGGGGAGAGGAACUUCCACAUCUUCUACUACAUUUACGCCGGCCUGGCUGACAGGAAGAAACUGGCACACUACAAGCUCUCUGACAGCAAGACACCAAAGUACCUGUGUAACGAGCACAUUAAAUUAGGGCCUGACAUCGUGAGCAACACCUUCUACAAGGAGCAGUUUGAUGCAGUGGAGCAGUGUUUCAAAGUCAUUGGAUUCACCCUGGAGGAGCUGGGCAGCGUUUACAGCACUCUGGCUGCCAUCCUCAACUCCGGCGACAUUGAGUUUUCUCCGGUUGCCACGGAGCACCAAACAGACAAGAGCGACAUCUCCAACAGUUCUGUCCUGGAGAACGUGGCAUCGCUGCUGUGCAUCCGCUCAGACGAGCUCCAGGAAGCCCUGACCUCCCACUGCGUCGUGGCCCGGGGAGAGACGAUCGUCAGGCCCAACACGGUGGAGAAGGCGGCGGAGGUAAGGGACGCCAUGGGCAAGGCCCUCUACGGCCGCCUCUUCAGCUGGAUCGUCAACCGCAUCAAUGCGCUGCUGCGGCCCGACAGCCAAGGAGAGGAUGACAAGGGCUUGAACAUCGGCAUCCUGGACAUCUUCGGUUUUGAGAACUUCAAGAAGAACUCGUUCGAGCAGCUCUGCAUCAACAUCGCCAACGAGCAGAUCCAGUUUUACUUCAACCAGCACAUAUUCGCUUGGGAACAGGAUGAGUACCUGAACGAGGAGGUGGACGCUCGGAUGAUUGAGUACGAGGACAACCGGCCCCUCCUGGACCUGUUCCUGCAGAAGCCCAUGGGGAUGCUCUCACUCCUGGACGAGGAGAGUCGCUUCCCACAGGCCACCGACCAGACCCUCGUAGAGAAAUUUGAAGAUAACCUGAAGACCAAAAACUUCUGGAGACCAAAGAGGGUCGACCUUGGCUUUGGUAUUCACCACUACGCUGGAAAGGUGAUUUACAACGCUGCAGGCUUCUUGGCCAAGAACAGGGACACGCUACCGGCCGACAUCGUCCUGCUGCUGAGGUCGUCGGAGAACGAGCUCACUCGCAAACUCGUCACCCAUCCUCUCACCAAGACAGGCAACCUUGCCCACACCAAGGGUAAAGGCAUAAACACAAUGCGCAGCCCGCGGACCCCGACACGCACCAUCACCUUCGCCAAGAUGGGAGUGCUAACCUUAUACAGUUCUUUUUCUUUCAGCGAGUCUUCUCGGGAAAUAAAGUUCGCACCUGAAAAAAAAUGCGUGCUUCCUAUGCCUCUUGAUGCCACAGUGCAAAUGCAAACGCCGGGUGAACCUGCAGACACGCCGUACCACCCGAGAGAAACCACCAACAUGAGAACACAGACAGUGGCCUCCUACUUCAGAUACUCUCUGAUGGACCUGCUGUCCAAGAUGGUGGCAGGGCAGCCUCACUUUGUUCGCUGCAUCAAACCAAACAACGAUCGCCAAGCCGCCAAGUUUGACCGGGAGAAGGUCCUGGUUCAGCUGCGGUACACCGGAGUUCUGGAGACCGCCAAGAUCCGGCGGCAGGGCUACUCUCACCGCAUCCUGUUUGCUAACUUCAUGAAGAGGUACUACAUCUUGGCUUUCCACGCUCACGAGGAGCCGGCUGUGACUCAAGAAAGCUGCGCCGCGAUACUGGAGAAAGCCAAGCUGGGGAACUGGGCAAUGGGGAAGACUAAGGUGUUCCUCAAGUACUACCACGUUGAGCAUCUGAACCUGAUGGUGCAGCAGGCCACACAGCGGCUCGUUCUGCUCCAGGCUUACGUCCGAGGCUGGCUGGGAGCCAAGCGAUACCGCCGGAUAUUAAAAGAGCGGGAACAGAGCGCUCUGGUGCUGCAGUCAGCUUACAGAGGUCAAAAAGUUCGGAAGAGGGUGGCUGAUGACAAAAGCAAAGCAAAGUUUGAGGCCUUCGUUGUCCAGUUUCAGGCUGUUUGCAGAGGCUAUCUUGCAAAAAAGAAAUACAAGGAGUUGGUCGAUGAGAAGAACAAAGCUGCAACAAAGAUUCAGGCUCGUUACAGAGGACACAAGGAAAGGAAAAGCUUAAAAAAAAAACGGGAUGAGAAAGAGAAAGAGAAAGCAGAGCAGGCCCUUAAAGAAAAAGAGGAAGAGACUCCUGAACCAGAGAAGAGCACCAACGAAGAAACCUCCCCUGCUCCCGUCGACGAAGUGGUUAACGAGGAAGAUGAAGCUAAGGCUGCUGUGGUUCUCCAGAGCAACUUCAGGGGCUACAAAGAGAGGAAAAAGUUUAAGGAGAGAAAAAAGACGAUGGCGGGGGCCGAAUUAGAGAUACCACCAAAUAUAGCAGAAGAGCCUAGCAGCAAAGAAGAGGACAAGACCGCUGAUAAACAAGGGGAGAAUGACGACGAAGACGAAAGUACGUAUGAAGCGGAGGAGAACUAUGACAGCGAUCACACUCAGGUGCCAGAAGAUGAAGAGAAUACAGUGGUGGAAGAUGAAGCAGUGAUUGUGGACGUACCGGUAGCAGAUGCUGGAAAAGAGGAGGACAAGAUGGAGGAGACGGCUGCAGGGGAAGAGGUUGUUAACAUAGAAGACGAAACCAAGGCGGCCACUGUCCUCCAGAGUAACUUCAGAGGUCACAAAGAGAGGAAGAGGUUGCAGGACGAAGGCAAGAUCCCAGCUAAGAAACAGAAAGCAAAAAGCCCGACUGAUGAAGAAGAAGUGCCCACAGUGAGCAGCCCUACGAGUGAAGAAGAGGUGUCCGAAGUUCAAGCGACAGAAAAAGAAGAAGAAUCAACGGAAGCUCAAGAUGCAGCAGAUGUUUCUUCAAGUGACGUCAAGUCAGACGACCAAGACGAGGCCAAAGCAGCUACGGUGCUGCAGAGCAACUUCCGCGGCCACAAGGAGCGCAAACGACUCGAGGAGGAAGGGAAGAUCCCGAAGAAGAAGAAAAAAGAAGUCACACCAGAACCUCCAAAAGAAGAAGAAGAAGUAGAGGUAACGCAGACAGAAGAAUCAGUGCCAGAAUCUCAGCCGGACGGAGUGGACGAGGAAAAAGCUGCCACUGUCCUUCAGAGUAACUUCAGAGGCCACCGAGACCGAAAGAAACUGAAAGCAGAGAAAGAAACACAAAAUAAAGCACAGGAAGACGCAGCCAAUGAUGCAGAAGAAGAAGAAGAAACUAAAGAAGAGGAGUUAGAGGAGGAGGCAGAGGAGGAGGAGGAACUGGAUGUUACUGAUGUGAUUAUAGAACGUAAAGAAGAGACAGAUGCUGAAAAAGAAAGACAGGAGGAAGAGCAGGCUGCGGUGAAGAUCCAGAGCAACUUCAGAGGCUACAAGGACAGGAAGAACCUGAAGGCCAAUAAGCAAACAGCACAUAAAGAAGCCGCACGACUAGAGAGCUUCUCCAAACAGAUCAAAAAGACUUCUCAGGACUUUGUUGCCCUUCAGCAGAAGUUGAAUGAGAUCAUCGAGGCCCAUCAAUCAAACCCAGAGAAGAACGGCAUGUUUGUGAGAGGAAAAGCAAUCAAUGGCUAUGCUCCCCCGAUUCAACAAUCAGCUGAUAAGCGACAGUCGAGGACCCCCCGCAGGACGCAACAGCCGAAGACCCUGAACACACCAGAGGACUCCACCUAUUACAACCUGAUUCAUCGGUCUGUCCAGGAUGAUAAACGCAAGCCCAGGAAAGAGGAUCCAGGGAAGCUGCUGGAUGUGGAUGACAACUACUACCGGGAACUGUCCACCAGCAGGUCUGAGCCCUGCAUCUCCACAGAGGACAUGUCCCCCAGCAGCAUGCCUGAGAGGAGGCAGUCUGAAGAGAGGAGAGGAUCCACGAGGAGGCAGUCUGUAGAGAGGAGAGGGUCCACAAAGAGGAGACAGUCUGUAGAGAGAAGAGGGUCCACGAAGAGGACGCAGUCUGUAGAGAGAAGAGGGUCCACGAAGAGGAGGGAGUCUACAGAGAGAAGAGGGUCCACGAAGAGGAGGGAGUCUACAGAGCAGACAUCAGCUGCUGCCAGUAGACCGACCAGAGAGAGGGCCGUCACUGAACCAGCGACUUCCAGUCCUCUCGGUGACAACAGGCGCUCAGUUCCCAGAAUGCUCUCCACAGAUAGUCGGACUGAUGACGACAACCCCCACGACUUCAGACACCUACUGAGGAAGACCUCCCAGAGACGAAGACUCAUCAAACAGUACUGAACACACGACUGGACUUUUUCAACCAUUUAGCUCCUAAUCUAUCAAAAAUCUGAAUGUGGAAAUGUAUCAUCAUACAUCAUGCUGUAAGAUAUAUGAGCAUUUCAUUCAUCACAGCUUCUUAACAACGUGAAAAUCACUGACUGCAUUGAUUAUAAGUCACCACCAGUCUUAUUAAUCUGAAUGCAGCAUAGACAGGAUGAAAGUCAAUGUAAAUAAUAUGUUAUAACCUUAAAACUGUAAAUUAUUUAUGUAAUUUGUAAACUAGACAGCGCUACAGUACAUUUGCUCAUUUUGGUUGGUCAAAUAUUGUGUUUGAGGUUGUCCAUAUCCAUUUAAACACCAAAUAGAAUUGUAUAAAAUAUAUCUAUACAUCAUGUAAAUACAAAAGUCAUGUUCUUACACUUUGCAUUUCAAUCCAUUUUUGAAGGAUGUAUCUUGCGAAAAAAAAAAAGAAGCUGCUUCACUGUUGUAAGAAAUGUACAUUCUGUCCUCUGCUGUAAUCUCUGUUUUGUUCAUUUAAAACGUAAAAUAUAUCAAA